Messenger RNA from Danio aesculapii, 4065 nucleotides. It is a transcript of the gene capn5a, whose product is annotated as calpain 5a. The record is from RefSeq and is a predicted model, not a curated record. NCBI's taxonomy places the organism in Eukaryota, Metazoa, Chordata, Actinopteri, Cypriniformes, Danionidae. Gene Ontology annotation, cellular component: cytoplasm. Gene Ontology annotation, molecular function: calcium-dependent cysteine-type endopeptidase activity. The transcript has 13 exons. Gene Ontology annotation, biological process: proteolysis. The coding region runs from base 242 to 2161 and encodes 639 amino acids.
UCCUCCCUCACACACUCACACACACUCGCACUAAAAACACGACACUAGUGAUACAAACACUCCGGCCAGUGGCUCAUCAUUAUCAUAAUCAUCAUUAAAGUCUCUGGAGAAUUAAUGAGAAACUGACUCUGAAAUCUGGACAUGCAUUUCUGCAUAAGGAUCAUUGAAUAACAAGCAGCAUCUGUUCAAACCUCAUUGAAUAUCUUCAUCCAGCUGGGCGAAACACGAAGAGUUGUGCAGGAUGUUUUCGUCAGUGAAGCCCUUUGAAGGCCAGCAGUUUUCAGCCCUGAGGAAACAGUGUCAGCAGAACCGCACGCUGUUUGAAGACACAGUUUUUCGUGCCGAGGAUCAGUCGCUCUUUCUUCAGGGAAACCGCCUUGGAAAAGUCACCUGGAAAAGGCCGAAGGAUCUGUGUGAAGACCCUCAUCUGUUUGUGAACGGCAUCAGUGCUCAUGAUCUGAACCAGGGGCAGCUGGGAAACUGCUGGUUUGUGGCCGCCUGUUCCAGUUUGGCCUCCAGAGAAGCCCUGUGGCAGAAGGUCAUCCCGGAUUGGAAGGACCAGGAAUGGGACAAGGAUAAACCGGAGAGCUAUGCUGGGAUUUUUCACUUUCGGUUCUGGCGUUUUGGAGAGUGGGUCGAUGUUGUAAUUGAUGACCGGCUGCCAACCGCAAAUGGGAACCUCAUUUACUGCCACUCCAAUGACAGUAAUGAGUUCUGGAGCGCUCUGGUGGAGAAAGCCUAUGCAAAGUUGUGUGGCUGUUAUGAGGCUCUGGAUGGUGGAAACACAGCAGAUGCUCUGGUGGACUUCACUGGUGGUGUUUCUGAGCCCAUGGAUCUACUGGAAGGGAAGUUUGCUCAGGAUGAAGAGGCUCGGCAUCAGCUCUUUGAUCGGGUCCUGAAGGUCCACAACAGAGGAGGCCUCAUCAGCUGCUCAAUCAGAGCCACGACUCAGGCAGACAUGGAGGCGCGUCUGGACUGUGGUCUGGUCAAAGGUCACGCAUACGCAGUCACAGACGUGCGUAAGGUGCGUUUGGGCUCCGGCCUGCUGGCCUUCUUCAAGUCAGAGAAACUCUCCAUGAUCCGCAUGAGGAACCCGUGGGGCCAGAGGGAGUGGAACGGGGCCUGGAGCGACAGCUCAGAGGAGUGGAAGCGGGUCAGUAAAGGCGAGCGAGAGCGUAUGGGUGUGACCGUGGAGGACGACGGAGAGUUCUGGAUGGAUUUCGAUGAUUUCUGCAAGCAUUUCACAGACUUGAUUCUGUGUCGUCUGAUCAACACGUCGUACCUGAGCAUCCAUAAGACCUGGGAGGAGGAAGUGAUGCGGGGUUGCUGGAAUCGCCAUGAUGACCCGCUGAGGAACCGGAGCGGAGGCUGCAUCAACCACAAGACCACAUUCCUGCAGAACCCACAGUACGUGUUUGACGUGACGAAGGCCGAGGACGAGGUUUUGAUCUGUUUACAGCAGCAGGACAAGAGAAUUCGAGCUAAAGGAGAAAACAUGGCCAUCGGCUUCGACAUACAAAGGGUGGAGCUGAACCGCACGUACCGCAUGCACUCCAUUCAGAAAUCAGUGGGCAGCUCCAUCUAUAUCAACUCCCGCAGUGUGUUUCUGCGCAAGGACCUGAAGGAGGGCCGCUACGUCAUCGUGCCCUGCACCUUUGACCCGGGCAUGCAGGGAGACUUUCUGCUGCGCGUCUUCACUGAUGUGCCUUCAAACUGCAAAGAGCUGACAGUGGACGAGCCGCCGCAGACGUGUUGGACCAGUUGUUGUGGGUAUCCUAAACUGGUGACCCAGGUUCAUGUUAUCAGAGCAGACGGACUCAAGGCUCUGGACGGAGAUGGAUCGUCUGACCCGUACAUCAUCAUUAGCUGUGAAGGAGAGAAGGUUCGCUCUCCGGUGCACAAAGACACACAGAGUCCAGACUUCGACGUCAAGGCUGUUUUCUACAGGAAGAAGCCCAAACAGCCUAUCCGCAUUCAGAUCUACAAUAAGAACAUCCUGAGUGACUCGUUCAUGGGUCAGGUGACUCUGAGCGGCGACCUGUCUGACCUGCAGCAGCUUCACACCCUCCGCCUGCAGGAUAAGGGCAGCCGUAAAAACAAUGAUCUCCCGGGCCUGCUGUCUGUCAGCCUGACCACCAGCGACGUCCUCACCAACAUCUGACCGUCAGCAUCUUCUGCUCCGCUGGUAAAACACUUCAUGUGCUGCAUCACACAUAUAAUGCUCUUUUUUUUCUCGGGAAUGUUUCUUGGAUGCUAAAUGUUCCUGUUUACUUCACUUAAAGGGACAGUUCACUUAAAAUAUAUAAAUAAUGACUGUUUACUCACGCUCAAGCUUUUAUGAGUUGUUUUUUCCCUGUUGAACACAUAAAUAGAUGAUUUUAUUUUAUUGUAGAUUGUUGGAAACCGUUAUCCAUUGACAUCCAUAGUAUCAAAGGUAGCAAACAUUCUUCAAAAUAUCUUGUUUUGUGUUCAACAGAAGAAAAAAACAGAUGAGCACUGCAAAAACUGGCUUCCAAAUAUCUAUUUUAUUGUAGAUGUUUGGAAAUUAUUAUCCAUGUACAUCCAUAGUAUCAUAUUAAUGGUUAGCAGUUUCCAACAUUCUUCAAAAUAUCUUCUUUUGUGGUCAACAGAAGAAAGAAACUAAGCGGAUGAGCACUGCAAGUUUUUAUAUAAACACUCUUAAAUCGUAAAGCAUUUUCUAGAUAAGUAAAAGAAUAUUGUGCUGUUUUCAGAAAUAAUGUGUCAAAAUGAAGCAAGUUUAUCCUUAAAACAAGCUAAAUAAUCUGCCAAUGGGGUAAUCUUAUAUCAAAGUGAAAACAAGAUCCUUUUGCUUACCUCAUUGGCAGAUUAUUUGACUCGUUUUAAAGAAAAACUCACUUCAUUUUGACUCAUUAUUUCUGAAAACAUGAAAAGUUUCUUGGAUGCUAAAUGUUCCCGUUUACUUCACUUAAAGGGACAGUUCACUUAAAAUAUACAAAUAACGACUGUUUACGCACCCUCAAGCUUUUAUGAGUUGUUUUUUCCCUGUUGAACACAAAAAUAGAUGAUUUUAUUUUAUUGUAGAUUAUUGGAAACCGUUAUCCAUUGACAUCCAUAGUAUCAAAGGUAGCAGUUUCCAACAUUCUUCGAAAUAUCUUCUUUUGUGUUCAACAGAAGAAAGAAACAUGAAAAAACUGGCUUUUCUUCAAGUUUUUGUCUAGUUUCUAGUCCAAAUAUCGAAAAAUCCUUAAAUCAUGAAGCAUUUUCUAGAUAAGUUGUGCUGUUUUCAGAAAUAAUGUGUCAAAAUAAAGCGAGUUUUACCUUAAAACAAGCUAAACAAUCCAUGAAAACAAGAUCUUUUUGCUUAACUCAUUGGCAGAUUUUUUGACUUGAAACAAGGAAAACAUCACUUCAUUUUGACUCAUUAUUUCUAAAAACAACUCAAAGCUUUUACUAGUCUUGAAAAUGCUUCUUGACUUAAGAAUUUUUAGAUUUUUGGACUAGAAACAAGGCAAAACCUAGCAUUUUUGCAGUGAGUAAAUGACAACAAUUUACAUUUCUAAGUUAACCAUCCGUCAUUUUUGGGUUUAUGUGCUUUCCACUGUAUUUAUCUUGAUGAUCCGGGUAUUUUAGGACAUGCAUAUAUCAGUAUAUGAGUAACAUGCAGUAUAUGCAUUUAUAAAGUAUGCUAAUUCAGAUGUUUAGUGAUGCAUUUCUAUUCUGGAUGCUAUCAUAAAUUGUCCUUUCAUUUGCCAAACAAACACUUCAGGGUGAAAAAGCGGUAUGGUGAUUUUUCUAUAGGUACUCUAUGCUCUUUUUCUCUCUGGAAUGUUUGUUGGAUGCUAAAUGUUCCCGUUUACUUCACUUAAAGGGACAGUUCACUUAAAAUAUACAGAUAAUGCCUGUUUACGUACCCUCAAGCUUUUUGUUUUCCUGUUGAACACAAAAAUAGAUUUUUUAUUUCAUUGUAGAUUGUUGGAAAUGCUUAAUCAAUUGACAUCCAUAGUAACAAAGGUAGCAGUUUCCAACAUUCUUCAAAAUAUCUUCUUUUGUGUUCAGCAGAAGAAAGAAACAUAGCAGAUGAGC